AUGGAUUACUGGAGGAGAUCUGCUAGAAAAUCGAAAAGAGAACAAAUAACCAACAACAAAGUAAGGGAGAUUAUGGGAGCAGAACACACAAUUGUGGACGACAUAAGAACUAAACAACUCAUAUGGUUUGGGCAUGUGCAACGAAUGCCCGAUCACAGAAUACCAAAAGAAAUUUUACUGUGGACGCCUCGAGGCAGAAAUAAAAGAGGAAGGCCGCGACGAAGCUGGAGGGAGGGUGUGGAUAAAGAACUAGAAAAUAGAGAAAUACCUGAUGAUCUCUGGCUAAAUAGACAAGAGUGGAGGUUAGGUGUCGGAAAACGUCGUAGAACGUUCUGA
Molecule: messenger RNA, 336 nt
Organism: Sitophilus oryzae (rice weevil)
Lineage: Eukaryota; Metazoa; Arthropoda; Insecta; Coleoptera; Curculionidae
Exons: 1
Coding region: 1-336 (111 amino acids)
Source: RefSeq, a predicted model, not a curated record